AUGGGCUCGGGUUUCGCCAAGGCUUUCUACCCAAGGGACCCGGGCUUACAUCCGGUUCCAGACACAUUGGUGCCAUGGAAGAUAUUCCGCGAGGAGCUGAACAACGUGCAUCCAAUAUCAUCAGGGUUGGAAACCAUGGCCCUGAAGACCACGAUAGAUCUCACCUGUAACGAUUUUAUAUCGAAUUUCGAGUUUGAUGUCUUCACGAGGCUUUUUCAACCAUGGAGCACGUUGUUACGGAAUUGGCAGCUUUUAGCGGUAACACAUCCAGGGUAUGUUGCCUUCCUAACAUAUGACGAAGUGAAGGCGCGGUUACAGAAGUACAUACACAAGGCUGGCAGUUAUGUGUUUAGGUUAUCGUGUACGCGGCUUGGCCAGUGGGCGAUUGGGUAUGUGACUGUAGACGGCGAGAUACUACAGACGAUACCACAAAACAAGAGUUUGGUGCAGGCGCUACUGGACGGAUAUAGAGAAGGAUUCUAUCUAUAUCCAGACGGUCGUGACGUGAAUCCAGACCUAAGCAGCGCAAUCAUUUCGCCAGCAGAAGACCAUAUAACCGUCACACAGGAACAGUAUGAGCUUUAUUGUGAAAUGGGUAGUACGUUUCAAUUAUGUAAAAUAUGCGCUGAAAAUGACAAGGAUAUAAGGAUAGAGCCAUGUGGACAUCUCCUUUGUACGCCGUGUUUGACAGCUUGGCAGAUUGACUCGGAAGGUCAAGGCUGUCCGUUCUGUCGUGCAGAAAUUAAGGGAACAGAACAAGUGGUUGUUGAUGCCUUUAUACCCCCGAGACCGCCGAAUACUACGGCUGAUGUCAAGUUAGCGAACACAAAGACAGCUGUAAGGCCGGUAUCUUCAAACUCGUCAGGGUCCAGUGGAUCGUCAGGUUCGUCUGCGUGUAAUGGGUCAAGUUCGGAAACGCCUACAUCAAACAAUGCGAACGGCUGGUCCACAAGGAAUACGACGUUUAACGGUCUCACAGAUGACAUUGAUGAUUCAGAGGACUGGGCAGAAUUUAACGCGGCAACAUCGACAAUAGAUGCAUUACGGCCAGGUGUUAGGUCUGCCGGAGCAUCGCCACGACACUCGCCUAGAGCUGUUCGCAAAGCGCCCGCGCCCGCUGAAAACGCGUACGGGGAACUACGAGCGCCGCCUCUACCGCCUCGGAAGAGUCUUUCCCCAGCAGAAACUAUUGUUGCAGCCUCCAGUGUACAGGAUAUUGCUGCUGCUAGUUCUAUUAUUCCAGAUCCCAGAAGGCGAUCAUCGUUGGAGCCAGAACCAGACUCAAGGCAUAAGCUGACUUCUGUGAUCACUGGUUCGACGGAGACCAUCACUGGAAUUAUUGAUACCAGACAUGAAGUUAUACCUCCCGACCCGAGAGCCUUCGAAAAGCCUCGAAGAGCAUGCACACCUCAAGCAAACAGUCGGCCAUUGCCCGCACCCCCUCCGGAAAGGCAAGAGGAACGAACAGAAAGACAAGAUAGACACGUGCAAGACCGACUCGAUAAUCGAUUGGAUAAUCGAAUAGAGAGGUCAGAAAGAUCGAAUUCGGAGAAUCGAGUUCUUGAUCGGCAUAUGGAUUUCAGACCCCCAGAACGGCCAGACAAAUCAGACCGAAUACAAGAAAAGGCUAACUUCGAUAGAGAACAUCGAGCGCCCCCACGUCAAAGAUCGCUCCCGUCUUCAACGACUACGGAUCAUCAACCAACGAAGUCCACUACGAUGCCUAAAUUCCCAUCAGAGGAUGUGAAGGACCCGCCAUAUGAAAAUGUCGGCAAUGAGAAAAAUGAAUUAUCUGUUGCAUCUAAGAAAAUAAACCCGCUGACACACGACAAACACGGUCGCAAAUACAACGAGAACGUGUCAUAUGAAAACAUAAAUCUCGAUUACAUCGCGAGGUUGGUCGACGAAGGAUAUCCCAAGGAGAUCGUAGUUAGAGCGUUGGGCAUUACGCGGAAUGAUCUAGAAAUGGCCUGCGAUAUUCUACACGAAUUCGGCACGAAGGUCCCUAGUAAAUGCUAG
This is a messenger RNA of Pieris macdunnoughi, 2019 nucleotides long. NCBI's taxonomy places the organism in Eukaryota, Metazoa, Arthropoda, Insecta, Lepidoptera, Pieridae. The record is from the annotation of a GenBank genome assembly.